This is a messenger RNA of Lolium rigidum, 1811 nucleotides long. Its product is annotated as transcription termination factor MTERF5, chloroplastic. Bases 1 to 1455 code for a protein of 484 amino acids. Lineage: Eukaryota; Viridiplantae; Streptophyta; Magnoliopsida; Poales; Poaceae. Gene Ontology annotation, molecular function: double-stranded DNA binding. The transcript is spliced from 4 exons. Gene Ontology annotation, biological process: regulation of DNA-templated transcription. The record is from RefSeq and is a predicted model, not a curated record.
AUGACGAGCGUGCAUGCAGCCCCGCGCCUCAGCCUCCGCUUGGCCCCGUGCGAGUCCCGUGGCAGGCUGCUUCCGCCGUGGAGGCUCGUCCUCUCCCCUUCCUCCUGCAGGCUUUACACUCUCAUCUCCAGACAACUUCCCAUUUGCAAUGCACAAUCAUAUGCUGAUGAUUUACUGGUAGCUAGUGCGCAAAGCACCACGACUGCUCGCUCAAGGUUGAUUGCUGCAGAAAGGGAGGAAGCGAAAGCUGUGCUAUCUCUGUUCUUAAGGCAGAAAGGUUUGAGAAGUGCGGUAGCUGCACGGAUCGCCAACAAAUCAGAUGGAUUUGUUGAGCACCUCAUCUCAAAGCUCCAGAUUGCUUACAGAUCUCGAUACGCUGAAGGAAGGGAGCUGAGUACACCUGAGAUCAGAGAUGCUCUCCUUCCAUAUCUAGAAGCUCUUUCGAAAGAGCAUGGAGAUAGCUUGGUCGAGGUGGUGGAGAACUUCCCUGAUCCUUUUGCCGCAGAAAGGGAAUCCUUGUCUUACUCAAUGAUACUUACACCAACGAGCUCAAAUAAGCAGAAGGCGGUUGCUCGAGUAAGCACACCAACCUCAGAGGGAGCCCUCCCUGAGCUAGUGCUCUACUUAUUGGACUUGGGCAUGGAUCACGAAGAAAUAAAGAAUGUCGUGCGCAAGUUCCCAGCAUUCGCAUAUUACAAUGUGGAUCGCAAGAUAAAGCCCCUGGUGGAGCUACUGCUUGAACUUGGUGUGCAGAGGUCAAGCAUACCCGGAAUCAUCAGGAAGAGGCCUCAGCUAUGUGGAAUCAGUUUGACAGAUAAUCUGAAACCUAUGAUGUCCUAUAUGGAGAAUAUUGGUGUCAACCAGGCUCAGUGGAGCAAGGUGAUUUGCCGGUUCCCUGCAUUUCUCACAUAUAGCAGGGCGAAGGUGGAGAUAACCGUGAGCUACCUUACAGAACUAGGAGUUUCUAAGGAGAACAUUGGCAAGAUCCUGACACGAUGUCCUCAUCUCAUGAGCUAUAGUGUCAACGACAACCUCAGACCAACUGCUGAAUACUUCCGGUCGAUCGGGGCAGAUGCUGCAUCUCUUAUUCAGAAAUGCCCCCAGGCUUUUGGUCUGAACGUAGAGUCGAAGCUGAAACCAAUCACACAGUUUUUCCUGGACAGGGAGUUCAGCAUCGAAGAAAUUGGCAUUAUGGUAAAUAGAUUUGGGAUUAUCCACACACUCAGCUUGCAAGAGAAUUUGCUUCCCAAAUACGAGUAUUUCCUGACAUUGGGGUACCCAAGGAAUGAGCUUGUGAAAUUCCCGCAGUACUUUGGGUACAGCUUAGAGCUGCGGAUAAAACCUCGGUAUGCUCGGAUGACUGGUUGCGGGGUGAGGUUGAUUCUGAACCAGAUGUUGUCAAUCUCAGAUACCAGGUUUGAGGAAAUUCUACAAAAGAAGUCAGGCGGAUUUUGAGAUGAUCAUAAUUUAAGAUAAGUACGAAGUUGGACCAAGUUUGCUUCAAAACAACCGGUUGGUAGCCUGGUGCAUCAAUGAAAUUGACAUGGAAGGAGAUGGAUAUGUACUUCGCCAUGCACUCUGUAGUUGGAUGACGGUUGAUGGAUGGUGCAGCAUUUAAAAAAUGAGCAAUUUUGAUAUAUAACUACUGGUGGCUAGGUAGCUAGUUUAGGUCAUUUCAGUUUUUCUUUUCCGUCAGGGUAGGUAUUAUUUGUUAGCAAUACCAAAUGUUGUUGUUACCAUUUGGUACAGUUCUUGUUGCCCGCUUAUGUUCUUACUGAUUUACAUUUUAUGAACUAGACUUUGUUGCAUCA